Messenger RNA from Symbiodinium sp. CCMP2592, 933 nucleotides. The record is from the annotation of a GenBank genome assembly. Lineage: Eukaryota; Dinophyceae; Suessiales; Symbiodiniaceae.
AUGCAAAGGUUCAACUUCAGCGUGCAGUUGGUCUUGCUCCAUGGUGGACACUUGCAGAACCUGGACACAUUCAACCAGAUCUUGGACAUGAAGAAAUACUCGCCAAGCCGAGCGAUUUGGGGCACUCGCUACUUCUUCUGCGCCGUGAUCUCCAAGGAGCUGCUGUUGAAUGGUGCCUAUGAGCUGCCGUACAACAUGCCACCAGGGUUGGCAUCCACACGAGGCCAUCCUGGUCUGACCAUCAGUUUGACGGGGUUGGGAGGUGGCCUGGAGAAUCAGCCACAGACGGUGCAGUAUGAUGGUGAUCUCGCUCUUGCAGAGCUGGACAAAGGUGGACAGGCUUUCUGGCAGUCGCAGGGAUUCGACACAGUUGCUUUGCCCUGGCUCCCCUUCUUUUCCAACUGCGAGGGGUUCGACUCCUACAUCACUCUCUGGGAUCUCUUUGAGUCACCCGGGGACCAAGUUCGCGACGGCUGCGAUCUCUACACUGCUGCAGAGGUGGAGAUUGUGCAGCCCCUUAUUAUCAACUUCGACACCUUGCAGGAAUCCUGGGCCCCCGUGGCGGACAACUGCAACUUCAUCACGAAGUGCAACUUUGAAGAGCGACUGCCAGAAGGACACCCCGCCACUCUCUGGUGGGCGCUGGACGAGGAAGUGGACCUCUUCUACAUCACCACGUUCCCGAUCCUUUUCGAAGAACUCCAAGAAAAGAACGAGUUCGGCGAGCCCAUUGGCGGAUUGGAUCCAGAUGUGGCGGAUGCUUUCUUCUCCAGCAUGGAAGGCACAGAGGCGCUCACAGCUGUUAGCUUCGAGACUGCAGACAGGAGCCUGGACCACAUCGGCACGGGGAAGGGGGGAGAUCUGCAUGUAGAUGUGGCGAUCCAGGACAAUGCUAAGCCUGCACCACACGCUUCCGAUCCAUCCAACUUGUGA